AAUUUCGUGAUGGGUUACUGAGGGAUCUCAUUCAGUUCCCCAAAUCUCUGCCUGCUCCUUAGCUGCCAUUUCAGUUUCUCAAUCCAGAUCAAGCAGCCGGUACAUCUCGGAGCUGCGCCUGUCAUUCUAGAUUGCAGCUUUUCCACAUCUCAGGCCAGAGACCCUGCACGGCGACCUGGCCCCUUUCAGGAACAACAGAACCCGUGAAAGCAGCAGGCGUUGGAAAGCUAUUCACUGCAGGAAGCCCCGGCAUCCGGUGAGAAGCAAGAAGUAGGAGGCACAGGAUGCGCCUUGGGUCAGGGGUACGCUAGCGACAGCAGCCUCCGUAUCAGAGCUGCUGGGGCUCCACACUCAGUGCCCCGGGGAGCACAGCUGGGAGCCGGGGUCCAAGCUCCUGCGGUUGCUGUGGUCACUGUGGGGCUUCUGGCCUCUUGCGACGGAAAAUUGGAGGCAGGAUGGCCGGCCCCAGGGACUUUUUCCUGCUGCUACUCCUGGGCCAGCCCUGGGCAGCGGCCGCUGCCCAUACUGCAGAGGCAGCGGCGGAGGCUGUGGUAUGCUCAGGGACCGCCUGCUACACUGCCCACUGGGGCAAGCUGAGCGCAGCUGAAGCCCAGGACAUCUGCAGCCAGAAUGGGGGCAACCUGGCCACGGUGAAGAGUGAGGAGGAGGCCCGGCUCAUUCAGCGCUCCCUGGCCCAGCUCCUGAGGUCGCGGGCACCCCUGGCAGCGAGGAUGGGCAAGUUCUGGGUGGGGCUCCAGCGUGAGAAGGGCAAGUGCUUGAACCCUGAGCUGCCGCUGAAGGGCUUCAGCUGGGUGGGCGGCGGGGAGGACACAGAGUACACAAACUGGCACAAAGAACUCAAGAGCUCCUGUCUCUUCCGGCGCUGCGUGGCCCUGAUACUGGACUUGUCUGAGAUCCCCCAGCCUGGCCGCCUCCUCAAGUGGACUGAGGGCCCCUGCGGGUCUUAUGGCAACCCAGGAAGCAGCACCGAGGGCUUUGUGUGCAAAUUCAGCUUCAAAGGCAUGUGCCGGCCUCUGGCUCUGGGGGGCCCAGGCCAGGUAAACUACAGCACCCCUUUCAGGGCCACUGCCUCCUCACUGGAUGCUGUGCCAUUUGCUUCCUUGGCCAGCGUGGUCUGUGAAGCUGGGGCUGAGCAGCGGGGCUAUGAACUGGUGUGCAGGGAGAAGGUGACCAACGUGUUCGACUGGGGCAACACCGGGCCCCUGUGCAUCAACCCUGAGCUUGGCUGCAGCUUCAGCAACGGAGGCUGUGAGCAGGACUGCUUCGAGGGGGGCGCUGGCUCCUUCCGCUGUGGCUGCAGGCCUGGCUUCCGUCUGCGGGAUGACCUGGUGUCCUGCGCCUCUAGGAACCCGUGCAGCUCUAGCCCCUGCAAGGGGGAGGCCACCUGUGUCCUUAGCCCCCAGGGGGACAGCUACACGUGCCACUGCCCCCAUGGCUACCAGCUGGAUGCAAGCCAGCUGGAUUGCAUAGAUGUGGAUGAGUGCCAGGAUGAACCUUGUGCCCAGGAGUGUGUCAACACGGAUGGGGGCUUCCUCUGCGAGUGCUGGGUGGGAUACACACCUGGUGGCCCUGGAGAGGAGGCCUGUGUAGACGUGGACGAGUGUGCCUUCGACCCUGUGCCCUGCACCCAGCACUGCACUAACACCCCUGGCUCUUUCCACUGUUCCUGCCAGCCGGGCUAUGUGCUGUCUGGGGAGAACGCCACCCAGUGUGAGGAUGAGGACGAGUGCGCGGACCCCGUGGGCAACCCCUGCCGUGGCCCAUGUUCCAACGUGCCGGGCUCCUUCCGCUGUGGCUGCCUGGAAGGCUGGAUGCUGGCUCCCGACGGGCUCUCCUGUGUCCCGGACCCUGCGUCCUCAGCAUCCCCGGCUGGGCUCCUGCCAGAGGAUGAGCAAGCUGGAAAGUGGGGCACAGCGACUCCCACCACCAUGCCCCACAGCAUGACCACUUCCACCAGGGGCUCUGAGGAUUUCUCCACAGGGACAUUCUCCAUGGGGAGGGCGUCCUUGUCCUCCGAUGUCCCCACCUCCUCUGCCCACCCCAAAGUGCCAACCCCCAGCCGGAGCCCUGGCCUUGGCACGGAGCCGGGCACCCCUUUGUCCAAAGGUGCUGCUGGCCAUGGCCAGCCGAUGGGUGAGGACUCUGUGGCCUCUCCCAGCGAGGACAGUGAGGAUGGGCAGAGUCUGCUGCUGUUCUACAUCCUGGGUACAGUGGUAGCCAUCUCCCUCCUGCUGGCCCUGGCUCUAGGGCUCCUGGUCUGUCGCAAGCGGAGAGCCAAGAGGGAGAUAAAGGAGAAGAAGUCGCAGAAUGCAGCUGACCGUUACGCCUGGGUCCCUGAGCGGGCUGAGGGCCGUGAGAAUCAGUACAGUCCAACACCUGGGUCAGACUGCUGAAGGGGAGAUGGCCCAGGACACGUCCGGUCUGCUGCCAUCACCCCCAGAGGGAAGAGAAGACCACACCUCCGGAAGCCUGGAUGACCCAAUGCCUUCCCCACAAGGCCUGUGGCUUGGGAGGUGCAGGUAUUUUCUCCACGUCAGAGAUAUUUUCUGUGUCCCCCUGUGACCUUGGGGACUUUGUGAACACAAACGGUUCCCAUGAAAUCCUCCUUUCCAAAUUCAGAUGCAGCUGACUCUCUUUCUCCCCUGGAUUUGGUGGGGCCAGGAGCCAGGUCCCAAGGGCUCCCUUUGCCCCUGUGUGCUCCUGUCCUCCAAGCGGAGAGUGGCGGCUGGUGCGUUAGCACUGCAACGUGUGGGCAGCCCUGUCCCUUGAUGAUCUGACUGCACAAGAAGCCCCGUGCUGCCAGAGGGAGCUUACUCAGACUGGAACCAGCUCUCUCUGUCUGUAUCCGUUCUGCCUGCUCAGCCCCUUGGCGCAGCGGAAACCUUCAGAAUGGCCGGAAGUAAGAUCCCUGCUCCAUGAAACAGGAAGUAUAGACGUGCAUCCUCUGGUUCUUAAGUUUCCUGUAGUCUUGGGUUUAUUUGUAAGUGAGGUUGGAAAAAUAUUAUAAAAAUUGCUUGAAGGAAUGGAGGGCUUGGUGUAAGCACGACAUGUAAGGGCCGGCAGAGCUUGCUUCAUCUGCGCAGAUGGAGAUGAAUAUGCUGGAUUAUGGAAAAGCCAGGGCAGCUUAGGCAGCAUGGCCUGCUGUGGCUCCCACUGCUCCUGCUCAAGGCAGGCUGAGCAGAACACAAAUGGAUCUGUGCAGCUGUGCUUUUGAAUUGUUUUAUCACAGGGCAGAGGAGAGAUUAUACCUGCUGGGGUUCAGUCCUAUGGAUGCUCAGGGAUCCUUCAUCUCUCUUUGCCUUAGGGGUUGGGAAAGGAAGGGAGUGGGAAAGAGAGAAUAAAUAACACCCUUUGUAACACA
Molecule: messenger RNA, 3382 nt
Organism: Chinchilla lanigera (long-tailed chinchilla)
Lineage: Eukaryota; Metazoa; Chordata; Mammalia; Rodentia; Chinchillidae
Gene: Cd93
Product: CD93 molecule
Exons: 2
Coding region: 456-2414 (652 amino acids)
Molecular function (GO): calcium ion binding
Source: RefSeq, a predicted model, not a curated record